This is a messenger RNA of Helobdella robusta, 996 nucleotides long. RefSeq lists its product as hypothetical. The coding region runs from base 1 to 996 and encodes 331 amino acids. Gene Ontology annotation, biological process: negative regulation of Rho protein signal transduction; negative regulation of cell motility. NCBI's taxonomy places the organism in Eukaryota, Metazoa, Annelida, Clitellata, Rhynchobdellida, Glossiphoniidae. The transcript is spliced from 8 exons. Gene Ontology annotation, cellular component: cytoplasm. The record is from RefSeq and is a predicted model, not a curated record.
AUGUCGCGAAACAGGUACGACAGCGGUGAUUUAGGAUUGGGAUUUGGUUUGAAACCUGGAUCGCUAAUCAUUCCUGAUUCAAUCCUUCCGGAUUCAAACCUUGACAGCUGCGCUAACACUAACAGUGACUCUGUUGUCGUUGAUGGGGAUAAAAAUGGUGAAAUGUCGUCGUCAUCUUCAGAUGCUGAUGAGUUUAGUAGUAGAUCUACAAAAAAAGUUGAAGAAGUUCUAAAUGUGAAUGGCGGAAAAUCAAAUUCAAAAUCUUUUGAAGAUUCUCUCAAAAAUCAUUCAACUUUGUCAAUUUAUAUUCAAAAGUUUCAGAGCGAAAGAUCUAUGGUUUGUUUAAAAGCAAAAAUUCAUCAGGAGAUUGAUUCAUUAAAUCAUGAACUUGAAUCUGUAAAACAACAGUUAACAUCAAAAAAACAGGGCAUUAGAAUUCUUCAGCAAGAAUUGCAAGCAUCCAAACUUGAAAAUGAACAUUUGAAAUCAAAGUUAAAAUGGCUGCAGGACAUUCUCAUUAAGGAUUUUAACAGCUUACAAUUCAAUGUAGCCAGAGAGAGGCUUGUUAUGAAUGAGAAUAAAGAAUUCUACCAAAGUAAACAUGAGAACACUCCAUCUAUUCAAACAUCAUUGAGUCGUGCCUCUGCUGCCUAUUCAAAUGCCAGUUGCUGUGUCAAUCAAACAACGACACCAUUUAUUAACGGGGUUUUAGAUUGCAGUUGCCACUGCUUCGACUACAAGAGAUGUCCUUGUGCCAAAAUUGCCGACCAACUACACCAGCAGAACAAGGCUCUCAUAACGAAGUUAACAACAUGUGAGAACAUUGAUGCAGACGAGAGCAACACUCAGCAAGAGGCCAACACCACAGAUAACAACGAUACCAUUUCGACAAGCAACAACACUGCAACAACAAUCGACAAACCAACACAAAACAACAGCAGCAGAACGUUUAAAAAAAUAAUUCAUGAGAAAAUCAAUUUACGUUAUAAGAGCUGA